This is a messenger RNA of Phragmites australis (common reed), 417 nucleotides long. RefSeq lists its product as uncharacterized. The record is from RefSeq and is a predicted model, not a curated record. NCBI's taxonomy places the organism in Eukaryota, Viridiplantae, Streptophyta, Magnoliopsida, Poales, Poaceae. Bases 1 to 417 code for a protein of 138 amino acids. The transcript has a single exon.
AUGCACGGUCUUUGUUCGGUUAACAAAAUCGUGCUUUGCGCGCUUGACAUUCUGUUCGGGAUCGUGCCACUUGUACUGAUGAUCCGCUCCCUCUGCAAACACCCGCCAGUAGACGUGGACGGUGAGCAGCACAGGGUCCUGGUUGCGCCGGAUACAGUGGCUCCGCCGCCACCGGCUGCGGCGGCUGCACCGCACCUGCGCUGGCCGGCGCUGACGUACUUCUCGUACGCGGCGCGAGGGCGCAGCGGCAGGGCGUCGGAGACGGUGGUGUGCGCCAUCUGCCUGGAUCCGCUCCGACACGCGUUCCACAGGGAUUGUGUCCGCGUGCGGGCUUGGAGCAGCAACAGCUGCCCGCUGUGUAGGGUCAAGAUCGUGUCGGGAUCAGACGGAGUCGCGGUUGCUGAUGACAUGGUGUAG